AUGCUGUGUCUCGAUAUGCGUUUGAUGCAACGUUUGCGUGGCGAACGGACGGUGGAAGACGAAGCAGCCAAAGACCGGGACAGAUCUAAAAGUGUUUGUGUUACUUCGUUCAGGAGCAAACCGCCCAGGGACGUCAGUGCUUUCAAAUUGUUCCACAGAAGGGCCAGCAGCGCGAUUUCGACUGCUAGCGAUCUCAUAUCCAGACGAGGCGUUUUUUCGAGGAGAUAUUACGGAUCCGUCGAGCAGUUACAGCAACCUGAAGUAGACGGGCAAGAGCACUGUAGGAGAUUUAGAAUAGAAAAUGGAGAUUCACCGGGCGAAAAAGACGAGAUGUUCGGGUCGCCGAGCACGCCCGUGCUCGAAAAUCCCGAGUAUCAGACCCGAUGGUACUUCAAGUAUUUCCUCGGCAAACUGCAUCAGAAUUACGUGGGACUGGAUAACGACAAAUCACCGUUUUUUCUUAGCAUAGUUUUGAAUGAAGAUUCGAAUACCUGUGUGCCUCUGUGUAGGGCGAUUUUAUUCAAAAAAACCGGAACGCAGAAAAUAUCGUUACCUGUGUCGCAGAGUAAAGUGUUGACAGUGAAACAAAUCAUGUCGAACUUUCCCAAUAUGGAUAGAGUUGAAAAAGGACCAAAGGAAAUAUUUUCGCCUGAUAUUCAAAAAGACUUAUUACUGUUAGAAGAGCAAGAGGGAUCAGUGAAUUUCAAAUUCGGCGUUGUCUACAUGAAACAGGGUCAAACCAGCGACGACGACAUUUUGAGCAAUGAGUACGGGAGCUACCGAUUCGAGCAAUUCCUGUCGCUCCUGGGGGAUAAAAUCAAAUUACGCGGAUGGGACAAGUACAGAGGCGGACUCGACAUUAAAGGCGACAUGACCGGAAAGUUCUCCGUGUACACGAUCUACGAAGGGCACGAAAUCAUGUUCCACGUAUCGACGUUGUUACCGUAUUCCCGAGACAAUCGCCAACAGGUAGAACGGAAAAGGCACAUCGGAAAUGACAUAGUGAACAUUGUGUUCAUCGACGCCGAGACCGAUUCGGAAGCGGCGCAUGCGCAAUUCAACCCGACCUGCAUCAAAUCGCAAUUUACACAUAUAUUCGCCGUGGUGACGAUGGACAACGACAACGAGUACAGACUGUCGGUGUUCUCGGACGAGUGCGUGCCGCUGUUCGGGCCGGGCCUGCCCUGCCCGCCGGUCUUCAAAGAUCCCUACCUGUUCAGGGAGUUUCUCUUAGUGAAAUUAAUAAACGGCGAAAAGGCGACGUUCGAGACGCCCACGUUCUCCAGGAAACGCCAGCGGACGCUCGACAUGCUGAUCAAAGACCUCUACUCCGAGCACAUGAUCGACGGCAGGAUGGCGAUGCUGAAUCGCCGGGCGUUCUCCGACGUGCUGGCCGAAACGCCGCGCCAUUCGCGCCUGAAGGAGGAUUCCCGCCAGAUCGAAUUCGUGCGGAUCGGACAGGCUCUGAAGCUGGAGGCCAUCGUCAGAGGGGACGCCCCGACGAGCCUGGCGUCGGCCGGCUGCAGCACCGGCACGGUGUUCAAACGGUCCCCCUGGGAAGCCCAUUGCUUCUACCCGGUGUUCCCCUGCCAGAGCAUCGUCUGCGCCGAUUCCUGGGGCGAUAACAGAUUAGUAAUCGGCUCCGAGGAGGGGGUGUACAUCGUAGUGGACGGGAGUUACCACCGGAUGAUCUUCGAUAAGUCGCUGCAGGUGCGCCAGCUGAGCGUGGUGGAGCCCCACGGGAUAUUCCUGAUGCGGUGCGGGCACAGCAACAAAGAGGGUAAAGUUUACGUUUUUAGAUUAUCGCAGAUCGAGGAUUUGACGGACGCGAAGUCGCGCGUUAACGUGAAGGAUCACCGGCUGGAGAGGACCAGAGGGACGAACCUCUACGCCCUAUCCCGACCAGGCGGAUCGAAGCUGCGUAUGUGCGUCAUAAUCGGCAAAAAGCUGCUGAUGUUUCAAUGGAAGCAUUCCGCAGCUUGGACUGCUUGGUGCCCAUCCAGCGACACUGACACCGUAGACGGCUUCACGUUUCAAUGGGAACUGAACAUGAACGAAACCCCGACGAUGGUGACGAUUUUGGACAGCGGCUGGAGCCCCAGCUCGCCCACCCACGGCGACACCCUCGUCUGCGUGGGUUACAAAAACCACUGGGACAUCGUGAACGGCAGGACCGGAUUAGCGCAGCAUUUGCACACCGUCGACUGCGCCAAGGCCAAUUUGGUGGCCGCUCUCGAUCUGUACGAGGACCAAGAGAUACAAUUGUUGCUCUGCUACAAUCAUACCUGUCACUUUCAGAAGAUCAACGAGGAAAGUUCGACGAGCAAUUUCGAUUUCCAUUGGAACUCCGUUCCGUCUGAUAUAGUUUGCGCGUUUCCUUACGUGAUCGCUUUCACUCAAAACAGCAUGGAGAUCCGUUUGAUAGUAAACGGGAAUCUGAUACACACGAUGACGAUGCCCAAACUGCAGCUGAUCGCCUCCAAAAACGACAUUUUCUUCGCCACCACCGCGCCGGAAUUCUUCCCGAACAAAACCGACAGGUUGUUCGUUGAAAUGAAGCAGCAGGACGUGCAGAAGCACUCGCCUCCUCCGAGUCCUAACGCGUCUCCUGAGGUGAAACCGUUGCGUAUUUAUCGGAUACCGAUUCACACGCUGAGCCGGAACGAUCACUGCAUAAAUACCUGCUCGCCGCCGACGUGGAAAUCGACUGAAGCUAAAUUGAGUGUGCCUGAUCAGCCGAGAGUGUCCAGAAGCGCCACAAGUUCGCCCGUGCCGCCCAAGGGGAAGUUAAUCCAAGGCGCGAUUAAAUAG
This is a messenger RNA of Phyllotreta striolata, 2811 nucleotides long. Lineage: Eukaryota; Metazoa; Arthropoda; Insecta; Coleoptera; Chrysomelidae. The record is from the annotation of a GenBank genome assembly.